AUGAAGUGUGUUAUAUUCCUAGCUUGUGUGAUUGGAGCAGUUUACGCUGACGUCAGCAGUUUCCAGCCCUUCCAACCACAGGGUAUAUACCAACAGCAACAACAACAGCCACAGCAGUACACCACAGAACCCAUCCCCAUCAUAAGACAAGAACAUGUCCAGAACCCUGAUGGAUCUUACAAAUGGAGUUACGAAACGGGCAAUGGCAUAUCGGCGGAAGAACAAGGGUACGUGAAGAACCAAGGUAUACCGGAGCAAGAAGCUCAGGUUGCCCAGGGGCAGUACCAGUAUACAGCGCCUGACGGACAGGUAAUCCAGUUGCAGUACUUAGCUGAUGAGAAUGGAUUCCAGCCGCAAGGCGCUCACAUUCCAACAUCGCCGCCGAUCCCCAGAGAAAUCCAGAGUGCCUUGGAUUAUUUGGCCACUCUACCUCCACCGAAUCCAGAAAAUAGAGAAUACUCAAGGAAUUAG
This is a messenger RNA of Spodoptera exigua (beet armyworm), 471 nucleotides long. Lineage: Eukaryota; Metazoa; Arthropoda; Insecta; Lepidoptera; Noctuidae. The record is from the annotation of a GenBank genome assembly.